This is a messenger RNA of Caenorhabditis auriculariae, 3023 nucleotides long. NCBI's taxonomy places the organism in Eukaryota, Metazoa, Nematoda, Chromadorea, Rhabditida, Rhabditidae. The record is from the annotation of a GenBank genome assembly.
AUGGAGAACAGAAACAGCAAGGCAGCGAAUAGAGUGCUCUCGGGGACCCAAGUGCACACAACUGGAAUAUUUGCAGUGCUCUCCGUCUCUCCUGUCGACGGCGACGACGACUUUGACGUCGGCGGCGGCGAUGAUUCAGAAGUGGGCGAGGUGUUAACGUCUUCUGUCUCUCUUUCUUCCCGUGGGAUACGACAACACCUAAUUAGAGAAGCAGGUCGACAUUAUCCUCCUCGCACCUUUUUUGCUUGACGAAGAGGUGACUGCUUGUGAAAGUCCUGCAGAUCAAAAACGUCAAUCAAUAUUCAAUUUUUGACAGGUUCUCUAGUGAGAAACUAAGGAGGCAAACCAAAAUUCUUUCACUUUUGAGGCCACUAACACUACGCAAGUGAUAGGCAAUUAACGAAGAAUCAAAAAACUUCUUUCGCCGAAUUCCGCAACUUUUGGUUUUUGCUAUCCAUUGUUUCUUUGGAAAAAUUCAAAAAUAACAAUAAGUGUUAUCUGGAAGACUUAAUAGAAAACAAUAACUAUUUUGCUUCUUUGGGACUUGACAGAAAGUCAGAAGAAUUGACGAAAAAAUGACGAAGGACACGGCGACGUUAUCCCUGAACCUCGGCGUCCACCUCUUCUUCUUCCUCCUCCUCCUCUUCGACGGCCUCUCGUUUCUUGAAGGCCGAAUUGGCGAAACGACGACAUCUGGCCUUCUUUCCACUUCUUUCUCGACGUCGCCCGGGAAGAGAGACGGACGCCGUUCGCCUUCCCCGAAACAAACGUGUUAAGGUCGUCGGACGCCGAUAUUUCCUUGGGUUUCCCGAUUGUUUCUGUUGCUAAACGAGGGUUCUGCUGAGAGCAACAGAUAAACUCUCAGAUAAGCAGUCAACAAGCGAAGGCGUAGACAAAUUGAAGCAGGAGAAUGGCUCUGCAGAGAUAAUUGUUGGGUACGACAGCCGGAGGAGCGGCAGACAGGUGCUCCUCGCAUGUCAGCAAAGGUGGAGGCAGUUAGUUCCGAAAAAGGUCCAGUGGAAAUGGUUUGAGAAAUUGCGGCUUUCUGUUGAUGCUUUAAAAAAACCUUCUUUUUCGAAUUUGAACUAAAAAAAGGAAAAAUUUCAGAAUUCAGUAGUUGAAAAAUUGAAACCUCAAAAACUAACGGAAGGUAAACUGUUCAGAAAUCAAGAAAAUUCGGAAAAAAUGUUAUUUUCUCAAGCAUGCCAUAUGAAAAAAAAAUCGAUAUGGUUAACAUACCUGCAGUACAGAAGUGUCUACUUUGACAGAUAUCUUGUAACUCUGACCCCAAUUCCCCAAAAAACACCCUCCUUGUCGUUCCUAAGUCCGAAAAGCCAAAGUCUGCCUUAGUCCGGCAUCAAGCUAAUUAGAUGAAUUGAGACUUGAAAACGACGUCUUCAAAGGCGUCGGGCCAUCGUUAGGAAUCAAGAAACAGCCGCAGACGACGUUGGGGUCGGUAUGAAGGAAGGCAUCGGAGAGGUUGAGGGGACGAACGAUGCAAGUCUGCGAUAAGAGCGGCCGAAGACGACACAGAACAGAACGUCAGGCGAGGCCGCCGCCGCGACGAAGCAACCCAAAGCGAAAUUGCGCGGAGAAUCUGUCGGCGUCGUGACGUGGAAGCCUCGGCGACGAAGACGGACGAAGGAAAAAGAGGAGUGGAGAUUGAUAAAACGGCGAAGCGCCGGCCGAGUCGGUGCUGCUGUCAAAAUGCGGCGAGUCGGAGCAGAUAAGGUAAGAAUUCUGGCGAAUGAUAGCAGCCGUCAACGUAAUCAAGCGCGACGACGACGUCGAGCUACAGUAAAAAGUCAUUUCACAUUGAUUUUCUCGUUGAAGAAGUUGCGAUGAUAAGGUGGAGCUGAGACUUCGGUGAUCAGAAGAUUGAGUGUCAAACGUUUGAAUUAAAAUCUUUCGUUUGGAAGAAGUUGGAAAAAGUGGAUAGCCCUUUUGUCUCUAGUAUGAUUAUUUCAAAAUAACGCGAACAUGUCUUUAAAAAAUUGAGCUCGAACUGACUGGAAUCUGAGAUUCAAAGCCUAAGCAAGACUAGGAAAAUUUUUGCAAUUAAAAAUAAAAACUUUUUUUGAGCUUUUCAAGUUUUUUUUAAUGGAAUCUAUACAUUAAUUAUUAUAAAUUCAACUGAAAUCAUGUAUUUCAUUUUAAGCUUUGAAAAACCUCUGAAAAAAAUCCUAGAAAAAAACAAAAAAAUUUGAGAAAAAGUAAAAAAAGAAAGUAUCAGCUGAACUUGAAAUAAAAAGUACAGAUCUAUAUUCUAAAUUUAAUUUCAAAAUUGUUUUUUUCGCCUUCAAUACUUGAACACACAGCUUCAAAACGCAAAUCAUAGCUUUCGAAAUCAAAUGAAGUGACCAAAAAUUGAUCAGACCAAACAAAAAAAAAAUUGAAAACAUAAAUCUAUGAACUUACGAGAAAAAAAAACACUGUUGAAUGGAAGGAUGAGUUUUUACUGUCGAAUUUAAACUGAAUAAAGUGAGAGGGAAAUGAAAAAGGUAACAGAACCGCGAAGAGUCGAAGGAAGAGGUUUGCCGCCAAGAUUAUGUUAUUGAAAAGAGGAAUCGCGACGUCAUCAGAAGGGGCACAUACACAAGUGAGGUGAUAACGAGGGCGGCUCCGCACCUCGUUUCCUCUCCUUCUGAUAUUCACUUCCAACAGUUAUGACUACACGGGUUCCAUGCAUGUCCAACAGAAAUUAUGAAAAAAAACCUCCACUCGUAACCUGACGCUCCACAACGCCUCUUCUUCCUGGAAAUAAACAAAUUCAAAUUCAAUAUUGUACCCAAAAGACGAUAACCAAACGAAAAUGAACGCGUAAGGGGAAAUUAAAGCGAGCAAAUUCAAAUGAGGAGCCAGCAAAUGCAGAAGGAAGGGCAGAAGACGUGCGGCGACGAAUGGAAUCGACGCCAAGAAGCCUCGAGAGGCUUCGACGGCCAAACAUAUUCAUGACGGCCUACGUUCUCGCCGUCAAAAGAAUAGAGAAAGAAGCCAGAAAUGCUAUCCCGGUCGCCAAGUGA